Molecule: messenger RNA, 1838 nt
Organism: Aegilops tauschii subsp. strangulata
Lineage: Eukaryota; Viridiplantae; Streptophyta; Magnoliopsida; Poales; Poaceae
Molecular function (GO): microtubule binding
Source: RefSeq, a predicted model, not a curated record
ACCCCGUCUCUGCCUCCCGUAGCGACAGCAGCAGCCAGCAGUGGGCGCUGGGUGGUUGCCCUCUCCUCCUCCCCCUCCACCACCCCAUCUUCGACGGCAAACCAGCGGGACUGCUAGUGUUGGGCGGAUCCUGGGGCCGUGAUACGGGGAGGUCCUGGCCGGAUCUCGGUGGUGUCCCGGCUCGGAUCUGAUACGCGGGGAUGGAGGGUGAGUGCGAGGAAGGUGCGGCAGCGAAUGGACUUGGAGGGGAGGAAAACAUCGUCGUCAAGGCCCGCAAGGAGGACGUCGCCGUGGCCGCGCCGGUGGAUGUGGAUGGUGGUGAUCACGUGGAUCUCGCUGACGGGGAGGCGCUGGUCGGAUCUGCAACCGCGGUGGCAUCUCCCGAGGAGCCGGCCAGGGCGCCUACCAAGAAGGUUGGAUCUGCGGACGCGAGCGGGAGGAAGAAGGGGAAUGUGCUGAACGGCAAGGUGGUGUCUGCCUCGGCGGCACCGCGGGGGAAGAAGCCCGGUCUGUCGCAAAGCGCCUCAUUCCCGGCGAGAGGGACCACCGGCGUCAGGAAGGGUGGCGCUAUGACCUCCCUGGCAAAGCAAGCCAAGCCAGAGGGGAAGGGUGCCGUGCCAAAUGGAACUGCAGCGUCCUCGGGACGGGGCACGGAGAAGAAGGGGAAUUUGGCUCAGAUGCCUGCCACUCAUCAAUCCAUGCCUGUGAAGCCUGAAUCGGUGGACUCAACUCCAAACGACACUUCUUCUGAAGUCCAAGAGUCAAAUGAGAACACUGCCAAACCUUACAGGCAGUCAUUUCCAACGAAAAUGGAGGACGAUGUGCACUCCACUACAUCGAGCACGAAUACUCAACGCAGGAAUGCUGCUGCCUCUGGUUUUAGUUUCCGAUUGGAGGAGCGUGCUGAGAAGCGCAAAGAGUUCUUAAAAAAACUUGAGGAGAAAAUUCAUGCCAAGGAGAUUGAACAAACGAAUUUGCAGGAAAAAUCUAAGGAGAGCCAAGAGGCCGAGAUUAAAAGGCUUAGGAAGAGCCUGACAUUUAAAGCAGCACCCAUGCCAAGCUUCUAUAAGGAGCAGCCUCCUAAAGUUGAGUUGAAAAAGAUUGCACCAACACGUGCUAGGUCACCGAAGCUUGGCCGACACAAGCCAACCAGUUCUGUCACUGCUGCUUCUGCAGAUGGCUCUGUCUCAUGUGAGAGCCCACGGCGCACAACUAAUCCAGCCAAGGUAAACAGAGGUGUGGAAAAUAAUAAACCUCGGGUUACUGCUAGCAAACCUGGCCAGAGAUUGGUCACAAAAGCUCCCUCCCUAGCAUCUAUCACUGCAAAGGCUGAAACGAGACCUGUCGCUACAAAGCAGAAAACCUCCAAGACAAAACCAAAAGUUUCAAGAGAAAAGGUACAGCAGCUGCAAGAGAACCCAGUAGAAAUCCCCCCUGCAGAACCUUCUGCCUUGGAAGGGCUUGCUGCUGAACCAAGUGUUGAAGAUGAGACAGGACUUGGCUCGACUGCCCCUCCGGUCACUUCAAAUGAGGUACUGGUCCAUGGCUGAUCUGUCGCGCAUUUUUUUUAUUUUCGUCCUUGCAGUCCUGUGAAUAGUGAGGUGUGUGCUUCUUGGAAAGUUGAAUCGCUCAAAGUAUCGUGGAAUUAUUAUUUCUGUAGUAGCUAUCUUUUUUCUUCAGCUUCUCAUUGAGCAUGCGGUGUAUAUUGCUUGAAAAUUUCAUGUUCAAACUUUUGAGUUCUUGUGUAUAUUGAAUUUGUACGUGGGGAACAUGAAUGCAACUUGUGGAAUUCAUUUGUGUUCAGAAAUUCGUAUCAGUUAACUUUUUUACCAUCUUAA